This is a messenger RNA of Adineta ricciae, 3105 nucleotides long. The record is from the annotation of a GenBank genome assembly. NCBI's taxonomy places the organism in Eukaryota, Metazoa, Rotifera, Eurotatoria, Adinetida, Adinetidae.
AUGUGGGUGAAACCAUCCGAAGUUUUGGUCACAGGAUUUUGGUCGACUGAUCGAGCAAAUCCUUAUUUUGCGUUACAACGUCGUCGAGGUCAUGAUGAGGAACAUGGUGGUUUUACCAGUAUGUUCGUCGCGACGCUCGAUUCUGUAUUUGACAGCAAAACGAAUCGGUAUCGUAUUCUCCAUCAACGACCGGAUUCCGAAGUUUAUCAUUUAAUUGCUGAAGCCGAUACCAAAGAAGAAAUCGAAGAGCAUUGGCAAUGGCUGGAAGAGCAUAUGAUGCCUGCACUUGGAAAAAUCGACGGUGGGGUUGAUGUCACAGAUUAUGUUCAAUCCAAAAUCAAAAGUUUAUGCGCACAAGCUGACGAAGAUGAAAUCGAUGAUUUCGAAUCAGACAAAUUCAAAAACGCCACAAAAAAGUUUCAUAAAUUAUUCAAUGUUCCCGCUGAUGAAAAACUCGUCACAUAUUAUGCCUGUUCAUAUUGGCGUGGUCGUGUGCCUCGACAAGGUUGGCUGUAUCUGUCCGUGAAUUAUUUAUGUUUUUAUUCAUAUUUACUUGGCAAGGAUAUCACGAUCGUAUUGAAAUUUACUGACAUAACUUCAUUGGAACGUUUACAAGCAUAUGUGACUGAAACAAUUCGUGUCGGCACACGAUUUCAUGUACAUGACUUUUCGAUGUUUCGAAAUAUUGAAGAAACAUAUCAAAUGAUGGAACAGUUGGCUAAUUUUGCAGCGAAAAAGUUAUUAUCAGAAAAAGGUGCUUUUCGUGAAGAAGAAUUUUUUCCAGUUGUUACAAAGAAAACCGCUCCGAAAGUGAUCUCCCAACUGAAACGUGAUCUCGAUGCAAAAACACGCAGCGAACUCUAUCGUUGUCGAUUUCGUUUACCAUCAAACGAACGAUUAGAUGGUGAAGUUACCUGCCAACUGUGGACACCCUACAAUCAGUCGCACGUUUCCGGUAAACUUUACAUCUCAACAAAUUUUGUCUGCUUUGCUAGUCGAGUUUAUCAUCAAGUGAAUUUAAUCAUUCCAUUUCGUGAUAUCAAUCUUGUCGAAAAGAAGUCUGAUCAAGCGAUUAAGUCGGAGAUUGAUAUGGAUUCAGCAAUAUUUAUAGCAAUGAAGCAAGAAGGAGGAAAAUUCGUGUUUUCACAAUUCGAUGAUCGAGAAUUUGUUUUCAAUAAAUUAUCGCAGAUGUUAUCACAAUACCAGGAAGUUCUACCACCGAGUGUUGAACCACCUACAAUCGAACUUUCUAUACCUCUUUAUUUGCAAUUUAAUAGUAAUUAUACCGAUGAACGCUUAGCAGUUGAGAAGAGCAAGGAGGCUUCGUGGAAUACACAUUUUCUCAAUUAUGGAAGACCAUUGAUCAUGUAUCGAACGAACGAGCUGUACGAGUUAAUCUUUCAAGGUAUACCCGAUUCAUUACGAAAUGAACUGUGGCUAGUGUUCAGUGGUGCAAUACAUGACAAAGCGGCAAAUCCAAACGUUUAUUUGAAAUUAGUUCAUGAAUCAUCGCUUGUUAAAGCGAUUCAUGGUUCAACGAACGAUGAAAUUGAACGUGAUCUCUACCGAGCUUUACCUGAUCAAAAAGCUUUUCAACAGGAAUCAGGUAUCAGCGCUCUAAGAAGAUUAUUAAGAGCAUAUGCUUGUCAUAAUACCGAUGUUGGUUACUGUCAAGCAAUGAACAUUAUCGGCGGAGUUUUGUUACUCUAUAUGAAUGAAGAAGACGCAUUUUGGACAUUAGCAGCACUAUGUGAACGACUUUUGCCGGAUUAUUACAACACAAAAGUUGUUGGCGCGUUGAUUGAUCAAGGCGUGUUCAACGAUUACUGCAAUGAAUAUCUACCGAAUUUAUAUGAGAAAUUAAAAAAUCUAGGUGUUGCUGCUUGCAUCAGUCUUUCGUGGUUCUUAACCUUAUUUAUCUGUGUUAUGCCGUUUGAAUCUGCACUCUAUGUUAUGGAUAUAUUCUUCUAUGAUGGUAUUAAAGUUCUUUUUCAGUUAGCUUUGACUAUAUUAAAAGAAAAUGAAGAACGAUUAUUGGAAUGUCAAGAUGACGGAGACGCGAUUAUGGUUUUAACAGGUUACCUAGAUGGAAUAACUGAUGAUAAUGAGAGCGAAAAGAAAAUCAUCAGUUUAAUUAAACAGUCCUAUAUGAAUUACAAUCGUAUCAACGAAGAAGAUAUCAAUCGCUUACGUCUGAAGCAUCGUCUAAAGGUCGUCCAGACCAUGGGAGAGACUAUUUUACAAUCAGCCGCAAAGAAUACGUUGAAAUAUACAUUAUUUAAUGAAGAUCAAAUCAAAGAUCUUUUUUAUGUUUUUCGAGAUGCAUCGCGUAUAUCAUUGAGUGAAACUAGUGAUCCAAGAAAAUUGCCUUAUGAAACAUAUCGUAUCGGUCGAGCGGAUUAUCUACUUUUAUGUAAAUAUCUAUCCCCGUGGUUCAUUGGUGAACAUCCGGAGGACUUGGCGAACACAUUGUUUGAUGCACUUUGCACGUCGACAAAUUCGAAUGAAAUGGAUUUUAUUAAUUUUAUUCGUUUAUGGAAUAUUCUACUAAAUGAAGAUUUUAAAGAGAAACUAAAACUUUUAUUUGUUAGUCACCUCAAAGACGAAAAACGACGAAGCACAGCUGUUGCAAGUUUACUAGAAUUGCCAUCCGCACAUCUAACACCGCUAAACAUACCUCCUAAACAAGAAGAUUCAUCUGUAUCAACUGAAGAACAGUUAACAACCGAUGAAGUCAAAGAAGCAGAGAAUCCUAAGCCUAAACCAAGUCAACUACCGUUGAUGAAUCAAACUGAAUUCAUACAUUUAUGCAAAUCCAUGUACAAUUUAAUGACAAGCGACACUGAUGAUGAAGAUCUCCUCCGAGCAUUGACCACAUCCAGCACGAUUCUCCUAAAAACAGGCGAAAUGAGUAAACCUUAUCGAGGAUUAGAAACCGAAGGUUCGCAUUCGGAAGAGACAACUAACGAGUGGACACUCAGCUUUGAACAAUUAGAAGGACCUAUGAACGCCGAAACAUCGAUAGUGACAUGGUUCGAAACGAAUAGUCAACAGCAAUCGCUUGAACAGCGUAUUCAUAAUUACAAUCAGGAUUUUCUUCAUUAG